Molecule: messenger RNA, 571 nt
Organism: Hyaloscypha bicolor E
Lineage: Eukaryota; Fungi; Ascomycota; Leotiomycetes; Helotiales; Hyaloscyphaceae
Product: snare-like protein
Exons: 3
Coding region: 41-571 (176 amino acids)
Biological process (GO): endoplasmic reticulum to Golgi vesicle-mediated transport
Cellular component (GO): TRAPP complex
Source: RefSeq, a predicted model, not a curated record
GUUUGCGGCUCUCCUUGAACCGAGCCUUCUUCAGACAUUGAUGAUGGUGGUCUACAGCUUCUACAUCUUCGACCGGCAUACGGAAUGCAUCUACUCUCGCCUCUGGGCCCGACAAGACCGCCCCAUCUCAGGAUCUGGGGCCUCCAAUCGCCCCAUCUCUACCUCGAGUACAGCAUCUGGAGGCAACACACUUGUUCCUGACCUCGGACCAGCACGAGCCCGUCCUGCCCGCCUCAGCGCGCAAGACGAUGCGAAGCUCAUCUUCGGGACAAUCUUCUCUUUGAGGAAUAUGGUGCGGAAACUGGGAGGCCCUGAUGAUAGCUUUAUAUCGUUCAGGACGGGACAGUAUAAGUUGCAUUACUAUGAGACGCCGACGAGUAUUAAGUUUGUGAUGUUGACGGACACGCAAACGUUGAACAUGAGGAAUGUUCUGCACCAGAUUUAUGUCAAUCUGUAUGUGGAGUUUGUGGUCAAGAAUCCACUGUCACCCGUUGAACAUCCAGGAGGAGAGGGUGUUGCAAACGAGUUGUUCGAGCUGGCUUUGGAUCAAUUUGUGAAGGGUGUCCUUUGA